CCAGAGGGGGUCCGGACCCCCGGUCCCCCCCCCCCCCCCCCCCCGGAUCCGCGCAUGGUGACAUAUCAUGCUUUCUGUUUAUGCAGGUAAACUUGUGUUUGGUUAAAUUGUCUGAGCAGUGUACAAACUCAUUACUGUUUUUUCAGGCAAGGGUGGAAAAAAAGUGGUAGACAAUGAAAGCAGUAACAUUUUUAUUUAAAAAAAUAAACAAUAAGACAAACAUUUCCAGCAUCUUUGGACGGUUCAAAAAUCCCAUGUUAAACAUACGAUAAAGCCCGAAACGCGUGAAAAUGUUCCGAAUGUAAAUCGGGUGAAGUAAGCGCUCUAUAUAUAACAGUUAGAUUAUGCGUCUAGAUUGAUUAAACUGGGCGAGUCUACUUACUUAUUACUUGAGGAUGAAAAAAACGUGUUUUUAAAUGUUGCUCUUAAACAAGGGUGGCGGUUAAACUACUAAAAGUACAACAACAGUUAAUUCACAACAAAUCGUACGGUAUGUUUUUAUAAUCAGUAGAAGCUAGUCGUAUUUACGCUUAUGAGACCUGUUUCACCCACAAGUAAAGAAUUGACAGGUCCAUCAUGAAAUAUUUUCCCCAGCGUGCAAAUACUUGACCUAUUCAAUAUGAUCGCGGCCUCAUCGGCCGCGAUCAAUAACUUGUUUACCUCAUCGGAAUACUUGCUACCCUCACGAAAACGCUUAUACAAUUUUUCUACUUGAUGAAAAUGACAUAUGCAGAUACUUGGUUUAACUCGGCGGUGAAUCGUGAAAAUAUCGGAUCGGAGUGUAUAGAGUAAAAGUGGAUAUGUAUUUGCAAAUACCUGUUAUACUGUACCUCUCAACAAUCUCUGUGGCAGACUUGGACCAUGACCCAAGGCCGACUGUUGAUGACCCUGUUGCAAAUGUCACGACGAUAGAAGGUGAAACAGCAAUUCUGCCAUGUUAUAUAGAAAACCUCGGAAGAUAUAAGGUUGCGUGGUUGCAUCAAGGUUCCCGUUUGAUAACUGUGAGUAGAAAGCGAAUAACAGAUGAUCCUCGUUUUGAACUAGAGCAACCAUUCAAAAGGAAAUGGAACUUAUAUAUCAAGAAUGUUACUUACAGCGACCAGGGACAGUAUAUAUGUCGGAUUAACACCUACCCAUUCACUUCUAAAACAGUGAAUCUUGCAAUUACGGUUCCCGCCAAAAUCAGAAUAGACGUCUCCAGCAAUGAUACCUCUUUAAGGGAAGGAGAAACACUGGCACUGAUAUGCAAUGCAACUGGCAUUCCAAAACCACUCGUCAUGUGGUCCAAGGUUAAUUCAAAUUUCAAUAGUUCAGGAGAGGUGUUGAUAGUUGAAAAUGUGACAAGGUCAUACAGUGGGACAUAUGAAUGUGUUGCAAACAACGGAGUUACUGCAAGAAAGCAAUUCAAAGUGUCCGUCGAGUUCGCACCGGAAGUAACGCUAUUGGCGAAAAGAAUACAUCAGAUAAUUGGGAAAGAAGUCUUUUUAGAAUGCAAAGUUGUGGCUAAUCCGCCUGCAGAAUUGUACUGGCUAAAGGAAAAGGCUAUCUUAGAGGAUAUCGACAAGAAGAAGUAUCAGAUUGAUACGUUCAGUGGUUAUCCAGACGAAACGACAACCACCUUCAGCUUAAAACUUCCGAAUCUUCAAGAAGAUCAGCUCGGAAAAUACACAUGCGUCGCAAAGAAUUCAAUUUGUAAAAAUUUUGAUACUGUUGUUGUACAUGAGUUUUCAGGUAUUAUUACAUCAACAAUGGAAACUACAGAUGUAGAGACUGACCAUUCUGAUACGGUCAACACGAGCAUUCAAGAGAACGAUAACUUUAACGUAUCUACAGUAGCACCAGCAGUAACAGUUCUGGCGAAACGAAUCGGUCAGUUUAGAGGACGAGAAACCAUUUUGGACUGCAAAAUAAUCGCAAAUUCGCGCGCAGACAUGUAUUGGCUGAAAGACAACGCUACAAUAGAAUUCUUUGACAAGGAAACGUAUCAGGUAGAAGAGUAUGUAGGUUGGCUAAGCUUAAGACUACCCAAUCUUCAGACAGAUCAGUUAGGGCAAUAUACUUGCGUCGCGAAUAAUUCACUUGGAAAAGAUUUUGAUACUGUUGUCUUAUAUGAAUAUGCAGGAAAUGCUCCAGUCCAUGACACCUGCUCUAGUUCUAAAGGGGUGCAAAACGAAGUUUCAAGUGGUAGUAACUUUGCAUUUGUCGUUUUGUUUGCCAUGGCAUUUUACAGGAUGAUUAAAUUUUUCUAGCUCAGCCAAUUUUACCUAAAGACAUAUUUUAGUGGUACAGCCCUUGAACGUAAUAGUAAUUGAAAAGCCAUAAACGCUUCGAAGAAACUUCAGGCCUGGAAUCAUUGAACCGUGAAUCGUAACAUUGACUUUGCUACCUGUAGGUGUGAUGCGUGGAACCCUUUGUACCUCUAAUUCAUAGUUUAUGGCAGAUUCAUCACCAUGUUCAAGCUUAUCAUAUAUCGCGUUUCAUGCGUUAUCAUUGUCAAUAUAAUAAUUUCUAUGUUAUAACAUUUUUAAUUUUGUUAUUUUUUAUGUUUGAGUUAACAUGAUCUGAUUUUUUACCUUUUUUGUAAUUACCACUUGUAUUAUCACUGUUUUUAUAACAAUAAUUACCUUGAUAAUAACAUCGUGUUAUUGCCUUUCUAAUCUUGUUAUAAACAGUUCAGUGAUCACAAGUAGUGUGUUACCAUUAAUAUCAGAAACAUUUAUGCCAUUUUCAACAGACCUUACAUAGCUUGAAAGGAAAGUUGGCAGGACUUUCGAAACAUAGUGAAUAAGUAAUAGAAAGUGUAGGGGUUCACGAGAAUAAUUCGCUUUCAGUUUUGUAUCAUGGUCCGCCAAUGUGAACAAAGUAUUCGGCUACUAAUUUUGAUAGACAAGAAAACAUUCCAUUUUAACCGUUGGUACUACCACGUGACAAACGUACCCUAACUGAAAUAGAGAACGGUUUCAGAAAGUUCAACAUUUCCGUACAGUAUUCAAUAUGUAGGCGGGACCUAAGAGAUGUUCUCUUACUUAGUUAGAGUACGGCUUAUAGCCACACCUCUUCCUCAGUUGAAGAAUAUUACAGAUAGAAGUUAACUGUUAUAAUGACACUACAGGUAAACCAUGAUACAAUUAUAAUUAUUUCUAUUUACAUAAAGCCUCAUUUAUGGCUUCUGCUAUUGAUCGGUCUAUAGCUCAACACAAUUUUGCUUGCCUAAAGCCCACACUUGAGGAAACAAUCUCAAUAGUUCUCAAGUCAUGUUAUAAAACACCUUUUUCCUAUCAACAUGAUUGCAAGUUUUUUUAUUACAUCUUUUUAAAGAAGUAUUGAUAACAUUUGUUUAUUGAGUAAAUAAAGCAAAGGAAUGACGAUUUGUAUGUUAUGACAACCAAAACAAAUAAAAACCUAAAAGUUAAGUACGUUAUUUCCUAUGCCUACAUUGCAUACCAGCUAAAACUUUUUUCAGGUAACAAUAAUAUUAUAUGUAGCUAGAAUAUCAGAUAUUUAAGGACUUAUUUGUAAAGAACUACAUAGCUGCUUUAAAAAAGACAAAGAGUCAUUAACUUAUGUAGAAGAAAGUUUCGCUGCAUUAAAUCAAAAUAAAAAUUGUUUUCGAAAUUUUAACAGCAAAUAAGGGCAACUAAUUAAAACAAGAAAAAACGACUGGUUUUACAUUUGCAUGAACACUACAAAAAAGCACAUAAUUCUAUAAUAUAUAAGCGCCUCUUCAAUAUUCAUUGUUGCAGUCUCCAUGCGAAAGUAUCAUAUCACCCAACGGGAAAUAUGAAAAAUGAUAUUACAAUAUGAUAUUAAAUUACUGGCCAUAUCACAUACACAGUAAGCCAAAAUAACGAUUUUUCGUACGAUAUAUCAAAAAGUUGGGGAAUGUUAUAUAUUUUUGAAGUUAAACUAAUGGGACAUGAAUAGGGCAUUUAUUUGAGGUAAAUAAAGACAAAUGUUUACUUAUUUAGUUUCAAUGUUGUUUGGUUUUUGACACAAUUUAGGUCAAACAUGGCGGAUUUUCAGGUAUUAUGUCAAACAUGAGUAAGCACCAGGAUUAAUAUACAAGUUUCGUCCGUAUAUCAACUGUGUGACAUCCACGCGUAAAAUAAUUGUACAUCAUAAGAAGGGAUCCAGCCAACGAGGUGAAAAGUAAGUGAAUUGCAUUUAAAAUAUAGCGACCUUAACCACUCCGCCAUGGAGGCGACUCCUUGAGAUUUUUUUCACGCAGGGAAAACACGCAUUGUAAAUAUGUGACGUCAAUACGUUAUAAGGAAAACGAGAAAAGUUAGUAACUAGACCUACAGAGGUAUUUGUAUCAAAUAUGAAAUAUUUUGUUGACAGAUGUCAAUGAAAUACUAUACUGGGAAUGUAUAAGUAUUAAUUCAAAAUGACAGUUAAAAGUAAGUAUAGGUAGAAGUUAUAUUUUGCUGAUGCACGUAAUUUCUUGUAAAUAAAUAAGGAAACAAUCGUAUGCGAGAAAAAAGUUUUAUCCCAGAAAUAUAAAUGUCACCUACAUGCUUUGUAUUUAAUGGAAUUGACAGAACUUCAUUAGUAAUUUAUGCACAACAAGUUUCAUAUUGUUGGUUAUUCUUAACAUUUCAAUUUUUUAAAUCAACCAGUCAAAAUUCUUAAAUCUCGUACUGGAUCUGCUUCACCGCAUUUACCUUUACUGUUUCAUAUUGGCCUUGAUUUUCUCAUAUUGGUUCAGUAAAGUAUACUACUGACUCAAAAUGUUUACUACAAAAUAUUAUGUAUAUGCUUGCUUUAUCUAAUAUUGUGCCCAAUAUUAGUUGAAAAAAUGCCCCAUGAGAUACUGUAAGUAAUAAUUUUAUUUCUAUAGUUUCCAUUGCUUGUUUGAUUUGAUGCUUCUGCAGAACUUAUAUCCUUACAUUUAUACAUGCUAAGUCUCCUAUUUAUUUCUCAAGUUCUUAAUCCUGCCUACGAUGAAGUGAUACGAGCACCUUGUGUUGGCCACGUGGUCAAAUAUGGAUAAUGUUGAGCAAGUAUAAGCUAAAGCUGCUCAGAACUUCUUUACAUUUGAAAGAAAGAUCUUCUGAAGCAUUCUUACUCCCUUGAAGUCUAUUUCUUGAUAUGCAUUUUAUUAUAUAGUGUGUUGAAUCAUUGUAGUGUAUGUAUCGUAUUAUGUUUAUUGAUUAUAACUUACAAAAUAAUGUUAUAUGGCCAAUGCCGA
Molecule: messenger RNA, 5191 nt
Organism: Mercenaria mercenaria
Lineage: Eukaryota; Metazoa; Mollusca; Bivalvia; Venerida; Veneridae
Product: igLON family member 5-like
Exons: 12
Coding region: 801-2249 (482 amino acids)
Cellular component (GO): neuron projection
Source: RefSeq, a predicted model, not a curated record